UGGUAAACAAGUAAUAUUUACAGAAAUAAAUACCCGUAUCUCCACGCCUCUAAAAUCGGCGUUUUUUGUUAAAAAGACAAUUCGGAAGUCUGAGAUAUUGUGUACUAACAGUAUCCAUCUUACCCCACAGUAUCAUAUAUAGCUUUGGUGUUCACAGUUAACCCAAAAAUGUUUUGUGGCGUAUGCGGGGAUUCCCAAGAUGACGUUGCGUUUACUGUUUGUACGAGCUGCGCAAAAGUGAUGUGCGCAGGUUGCCUUGUGGACCACGAUCACGUGUUCACCGGGCAAGGGAAGUCUCAUCAUGGUUAUCACGAAACUGCACAGUUAAACCACCUUUUAAAGUUCUUUAUGGACGCAAACGUGAAAAGAAGUGUAAAGUGUUCAAAUAAGCAUGAUAAAAGAGCCGAUUAUUUCUGUGAGGUGUGCCAAGAGUUUACGUGCCACACGUGUCUGGCGUUGGACCACCAACACCAUGCCACGGAAAAACUUCGCGCAUUCGAACCCCAAAUACAAAGAGCGCUUUCCGGCUGCUCUGAGAUGCUCACCAAAAAGCGAAAAUCCACGCUAAGAUGCGCGAAAUCAUUACGUCAGAACUCGAACGAGGUUGAUGACGUCAUAGAAAAUACGGAACGAACCAUUCACAGGGCAGCAAAGGAAAUUUUAUUCCAAUUUUCGGCAACACUUCGCAAACGAGAAGAAAUGCUGAAGCGAAAACUGACAACAGAGCUACGAAAGCGAAGCAACAUUAUGCGAGGGCAGGUGAAAUGCGCCGAGUUGUUUGCCAACAUAUUUAAUGAGGCGCAAGAGGUCGUGGAAGAGCUACAAUCGUCAAAGUCAAUACCGCUUGAGAAAGAUCUGUUUGCUAACCUUGGAGUUUUAAAUAAGUUUGAUGUCAACUACUUCAUAAAUAAACGCAGCAGCCAAACGUCACCGAUGGAUCUUCCAGAAAUGGUGAAAAUACCAGAUGUGGAAAUGGAGGCUUUGUGCUCAAAGUUACUGUCUACUAAACCAAUGCCAUUACCAAGGAACAGUUCAAACGGUCAACUGCCGGCGCAAAGACUUAGUAACUCCAGGCAUGCUGUACCAUAUACAGGUGAUGGGGAAGAUAGCGUGGGCGAAACAGAUGUUGAACUCGGCGAGUUUCAAGUCACUGGAAAUCCUUCAAAGUUGACCGUUCGAAGCAGCGACAGUGAUUCUAGCGGUAGGGACCAACGGUAUCGUGAGUUGAACGCUGAUAUUCCUCACCGAGUGCAUUACCCUUCCAAAAUACACAACAAAGGCGAAAAUGGUGGACAUAGACGUUCAAGAACCGAUUUAAUAAAUAUUUUAAACGAUAGAACUAUAACGGACCAGAGAGCGUUAAAUAAUCGCAGGCACUCGAUGUUUGGAAACGGAAAAGCUAUUGAGUCGCAUUCUCACACUAAUUUGAGUGGAAUGGUUACACAUCAAAAAGCAGGGAAUUCUGUGGUUGAAUUAAAAUCGAAAAGCACAAGUCGAAUUGACACCGAUGAUGUUUCAAGGCACAGGCAUCGCGGGGAAGAUUUUGAAGAUACAGAUAACGGAAUUUAUUUCAAAGCACCCCCAGUGUAUGAGAAAAGAACAAAACACGACAAAACAAAAGUUUCGCUGCACAACCAACCUCCUACCCGCGGUCGAUCAUCUCGGUAUGACGUCAUGAACGGUGACGUCACAAUACGUUCGGGACAUGUUAUAAACAAUACUGGUUUAAAACCGGUUAGUCGUUCAAGAAAUUCGGACACGUCAUACUACACGGAAAAAGAACGAAAGAAAGAGAAAUUGAGAUACUUCUUUUCAGCAAAAGAACAAAUGUUAAAUAAUCCCAAUUUAAAAUCGACGCCUUUGUAGUUCCCCUUAUAAUGAGUUGUCUAUGUUUAGAUAUAUUUGUUGUUUUUAUGCUUAUCUAAAGCUUGCAUUUAACAUUUUGUUAAAAAAUAGUCGACUUUUCCAU
Molecule: messenger RNA, 1969 nt
Organism: Ciona intestinalis (vase tunicate)
Lineage: Eukaryota; Metazoa; Chordata; Ascidiacea; Phlebobranchia; Cionidae
Source: RefSeq, a predicted model, not a curated record